Molecule: messenger RNA, 438 nt
Organism: Vicia villosa (hairy vetch)
Lineage: Eukaryota; Viridiplantae; Streptophyta; Magnoliopsida; Fabales; Fabaceae
Exons: 1
Coding region: 1-438 (145 amino acids)
Source: RefSeq, a predicted model, not a curated record
AUGUUUCAAACUAAAGAUUUUGGAAUCUUGUGGUACUUCUUGGGCGUUGAAGUUAUGUAUUCAAAAGGAAUUUUCUUUUCCCAAAGGAAAUAUGUUCUCGAUCUAUUGAGUGAAACUGGUAUGAUGGGAUCCAAACCAUGUGAGACUCCUAUGAAGCCUGGAGUUAAGCUAACAGUGAAUGGAGCUCCUUUCUCAGAUCCACAGAAGUAUGUAAGAUUGGUGGAAAAAUUGAAUUGCUUAACUGUUACGAGACCUAAUAUUGCUUUUCCUGUAAGUGUUGUAAGUCAAUUUAUAUUUAUGUCUUCCCCCAAUAAUGCUCACUGGGAAGCACUAAUCCGCAUUGUUAAAUAUCAGAAGAAAGCUUCAGGAAAAGGAAUUGUGUACCAAGAUCAUGAGCAUAUGCAAGUGGAGGCUUUUUCGGAUUCAGAUUGGACAUGA